CAUUAAUCCAUUCUUCUUAAAUCGGUGUUGCCGGUUGCUGUCUGCUGAAAAAUCAUGGCGGACAUUGUGAAGCAGAUCCUAGCAAGGCCGAUUCAGAUGGCGGACCAGGUCACCAAAGUCGCCGACGACGUGCACUCUUUCAAACAAGAUUGUCAAGAGAUCAAAGCCAAGACAGAGAAGCUCGCAGGUCUUCUCCGCCAGGCCGCGCGUGCAAGCAACGACCUCUACGAGCGGCCCACCCGCAGAAUCAUCGACGACACCGAGCAAGUCCUCGACAAGGCACUCACUCUCGUCGUCAAAUGUCGAGCCAACGGACUCAUGAAACGAGUUUUCACCAUCAUCCCCGCCGCAGCGUUUCGUAAAACAUCCAUGCAACUUGAAAACUCCAUAGGCGACGUGUCUUGGUUAUUACGAGUCUCGGCCUCUGCCGAUGACCGAGACGAUGAGUACUUGGGUCUCCCACCAAUUGCUGCUAAUGAACCAAUUCUGUGUCUGAUCUGGGAACAGAUUGCAAUACUCUGUACAGGGUCACUAGAUGAAAGAUCAGACGCCGCGGCUUCAUUGGUUUCAUUAGCUCGUGAUAAUGACCGGUAUGGAAAACUAAUUAUAGAGGAAGGAGGGGUGCCGCCAUUGUUGAAGUUAGCGAAAGAAGGAAGAAUGGAAGGUCAGGAGAGUGCAGCGAAUGCAAUUGGGUUACUGGGUCGUGACCCAGAAAGCGUGGAGCAGAUUGUGAAUGCAGGGGUUUGUUCGGUGUUUGCGAAAAUCCUUAAAGAAGGUCAUAUGAAAGUUCAGGCGGUCGUGGCUUGGGCCGUCUCGGAAUUGGCCGGGAACCACCGUAAAUGCCAAGAUCAUUUCGCCCAGAAUAACAUCAUCCGGUUUCUCGUCAGUCAUCUGGCUUUCGAGACUGUCCAAGAACACAGCAAAUACGCUAUUGCUAGCAAGCAAAACUUGUCGAUUCACUCGGUGGUAAUGGCGAAUAGUAAUGAAGAGAACAAGGAGAGUGAAAACUACGAAGAUAAGCCGAUUAAUAACCAAAUAAAUCAUCCUAUGGGGAACCAAACGCCGAGCCAAAUGCAUAAUGUGGUUACUAACACACUCGCCUUGAGAAACCAAACCACCACCCCCCCCACCACCACCGCCAGCAACCAGUCUAAUAAGCCUCCUUCGCAGCCACAAACCAAAGGAAACAACCCAAAUCAUGCAAGACCCAAUCAGCAGAACUUGAGACCAAACCAACCUCCUGUUUCCAUAUCAGGAACAAGCAUUAAAGGCAGAGAAUAUGAAGAUCCGGCUACAAAAGCUCAUAUGAAAACGAUGGCUGCCCGAGCCCUUUGGCAACUUUGUAAAGGAAAUGUCUCGAUUUGCCGCAGCAUAACCGAGUCCCGAGCGCUUCUCUGUUUCGCCGUGUUGUUAGAAAAAGGCCCAGACCAUGUGAAGUCCUACUCUGCCAUGGCGCUGAUGGAAAUCUCCAUGGUCGCAGAGCAGAACGCUGAUUUGCGACGGAAUUCGUUCAAGCCAACUUCGCCCACCGCAAAAGCUGUCGUCGACCAGUUACUCAAAGUAAUCCAAGAAGCAGAUUCCGACCUCCUUAUUCCCUGCAUUAAAGCCAUCGGCUGCCUCGCAAGAACAUUUCGCGCCACGGAAACCAGGAUCAUUGCCCCAUUGGUUGCCCUUCUCGACGAAAGAGAACCUGAGAUAUCAAUAGAAGCCGCCAUUGCUCUCAACAAGUUCGCAUGCACAGACAAUUUCCUCCACGACAAUCACUCAAAAGCCAUUAUUGCCGCUGGGGGUGCUAAGUUCCUGAUCCAGCUGGUGUACUUUGGCGAACAAAUGCUUCAGAUACCAUCGUUAAUCCUUCUCUGUUACAUUUCGUUACAUGUUCCUGACAGUGAGAUUCUUGCACAAGAAGAGGUGUUGAUAGUUCUCGAAUGGUCGACGAAGCAAGCACAUUUGGCUGAAGAACCCACCAUAGAAUCUUUGCUACCAGAGGCAAAAAGUAGAUUGGAACUUUACCAGUCUAGAGGGAGAAGAGGCUUUCAUUGAUGAAAAUUGUGAUCUUGUCGUUAAACAUUUUGGAUUAAAUUUUUGGCUUUUGUUCUUUGUCUUCUUCUUUGUUUCUAUCAGUUUCUUUUCAUGGGUAUGAAAUGUAUAUAAAAUUAAACCUUGCU
Molecule: messenger RNA, 2168 nt
Organism: Carica papaya (papaya)
Lineage: Eukaryota; Viridiplantae; Streptophyta; Magnoliopsida; Brassicales; Caricaceae
Gene: ARO1
Product: armadillo repeat only 1
Biological process (GO): cell surface receptor signaling pathway
Molecular function (GO): protein binding
Source: RefSeq, a predicted model, not a curated record